Molecule: messenger RNA, 816 nt
Organism: Cladophialophora carrionii CBS 160.54
Lineage: Eukaryota; Fungi; Ascomycota; Eurotiomycetes; Chaetothyriales; Herpotrichiellaceae
Exons: 2
Coding region: 1-816 (271 amino acids)
Biological process (GO): phosphatidic acid biosynthetic process; triglyceride catabolic process
Cellular component (GO): lipid droplet; endoplasmic reticulum
Molecular function (GO): triacylglycerol lipase activity; acylglycerone-phosphate reductase (NADP+) activity
Source: RefSeq, a predicted model, not a curated record
AUGGGGAAGAAGAACAAGGACGACUUGACUGUCUUGUCAACAACGCUGGAGGAGGCAAGUAAUUUAAUCAACUAUGCUCUCCUCCCCUACUUCCCCCUAUUUUGGAUCGCGCUUAUGGACGGUGGUUUGACCUUUGCUGAGCCCAAGGCCGUUCGUUACAACAUGCCCGUCGCCGACAUCUCCGUGCCCGAGGCCAAGGCGCUGUUCGAUCUCAACGUUUGGUCCUACAUCGCCGUCACACAGGCGUUCCUGCCUCUUCUUCUCCACGCAGCCAGAAAGGCAUCCUCGCCGAGCCUCAUCCUCAACAACACGUCCAUCUCGUCGAUUGAGCCGACGCCGCACAAUUCGGCCUACCACGCCAGCAAGGUCGCGGCGGCCAUGUUCUCCACACACAUGCGCAUCGAACUCCAGCCGUUCAACGUCCACGUGAUCGAUCUGAAGACCGGGUGUGUGCAUUCCAAGUUCCACGCGAAUCACCAGGACGGCGAGGCGAGUCUGCCCGAGGGGAGUAUCUACGCGGUCGACGAGAAGGUCAAGGAGAUGACCGAGGCGGCCAUGAGGGGAGCCUUCCCGGACAGAGAGCAUCCCGAAGUCUGGGCCAAGAACGUCGUCGCAGACAUCAUGACAAGUUGGGAGAAGAAAGGAUGGCUAGGCGGAAGUGCGUUGCCCUUGGAAAUUUGGCGCGGGACCGGAGCGUGGAGGACGUGGUUCUACAACUGCACAUUCUGGCCCGUGGGCUGGUGGGAUGAGUGGUGGAGGAAGGCCGUCGGGUUGGACUUGUUGAGAGAGAGGCUUCGAGGGGUGUACGGUGCGUAG